Alternaria rosae is the source of this 999-nucleotide messenger RNA. Its product is annotated as putative calcineurin-like phosphoesterase. The record is from RefSeq and is a predicted model, not a curated record. The transcript is spliced from 2 exons. NCBI's taxonomy places the organism in Eukaryota, Fungi, Ascomycota, Dothideomycetes, Pleosporales, Pleosporaceae. Gene Ontology annotation, molecular function: hydrolase activity. The coding region runs from base 1 to 999 and encodes 332 amino acids.
AUGACAACCACAAACACACCAUUUACAUUUGGCAAGUCCAACCCCUUCGCGCUCGAACUGCCAUCAGCAUGGCAGCGCCUGCAGCAGGACCCAAUACUCUUCAUCGCACAGUGGUUAUAUGCCCACCGACCGCCUUCAACACUGCCGGAGUCCUGUUCUACAACAUCAAAGGACUCGUCUACGACUCCUGUUAGGGUCGUCUGCAUCUCCGAUACGCACAACGAGCAACCCCGUGUACCGAACGGCGACAUCUUGAUUCACGCUGGUGACUUGACAGUCAACGGCACAUUCGAAGAGCUCCAACUACAGCUUAAAUGGUUGAACAGCCUGCCACAUCAACACAAGGUCGUGAUAGCAGGGAAUCACGAUUUGCUUCUCGAUCAAUCCUUCUUUCGCCGCAACCCACGCCUUACAAGCCUAGGGAAUAAUGAACGCAAACUUCGACAACUUAUGUGGGGAGGCGUAGUAUACCUUGAGAACGAGUUGAGGGUGCUUGUCGUUCAGGACAGGAACGUCAAGGUUUACGGAAGCCCCAUGACACCGAAAUAUGGCAACUGGGCGUUCCAGUACUCAGCAAAAGACGUAUGGUCCAACACUGUCCCAAAAGCAACGGACAUACUCGUUACACAUGGCCCAGCUAAAGGCCACCUCGACUCGUCACCCGCGAACCCAUCUUAUUUGCAGGGCUGUGCACAUCUUCAGCGAGAACUUUGGCGUGUGAAGCCGCAACUCCAUGUCUGCGGGCACAUUCACUCAGCAAGAGGAGUGGAGUAUGGUGACUGGGGAUGGCUACGGUGGGACUAUGACGCUGUGUGUGGCGGCGAAGGAGGAGUUGGCGUCGUCCUGGGGAUGCUGGUUGCCUGGGUCUGCAAGUGGCUACUCUACAUGGUGGGAAGAGCAAAGAUUGGACAGACUAUGACGAGUGUGAAUGCAGCGGUCGCGUUCGCAGUCGCAGACCGAGGGAGAGAUGAAACGUUAGAGGACGGAAUGUGUAUUUGA